This is a messenger RNA of Theileria orientalis strain Shintoku, 333 nucleotides long. Its product is annotated as 60S acidic ribosomal protein P2. Bases 1 to 333 code for a protein of 110 amino acids. The record is from RefSeq and is a predicted model, not a curated record. The transcript has 3 exons. Gene Ontology annotation, cellular component: ribosome; cytosolic large ribosomal subunit. Gene Ontology annotation, molecular function: structural constituent of ribosome. NCBI's taxonomy places the organism in Eukaryota, Apicomplexa, Aconoidasida, Piroplasmida, Theileriidae. Gene Ontology annotation, biological process: cytoplasmic translational elongation.
AUGUCACUCAAAUACGUAGCAAGUUAUUUGUUGUCUGUCACCUGCGGCAAUGAAAGCCCAUCCAAAAGUGAUGUCAAGGAAGUACUCAGCUCCGUAGGAUCUGAAGUAGACGAGGACGCCUUGGACGCUUUCUUCGCAGCAGUAUCUGGAAAAUCAGUCCACGAAACUAUAACCGCCGGAUUGGAGAAACUUCAGAAGGUGCCAGCAGGAGGAGUAGUCGUAGCUUCGUCCACAUCCCAAGCAGCCGCUUCGUCAGCCAAACAAGAGGAAGCCAAGAAGGAGGAGGAGCCUGAAGAGGAGGAAGACGAUAUGGGUUUCUCUCUAUUCGACUAA